Monopterus albus (swamp eel) is the source of this 4488-nucleotide messenger RNA. Its product is annotated as E3 ubiquitin-protein ligase RNF31. The record is from RefSeq and is a predicted model, not a curated record. Gene Ontology annotation, biological process: protein linear polyubiquitination. The coding region runs from base 239 to 3625 and encodes 1128 amino acids. Lineage: Eukaryota; Metazoa; Chordata; Actinopteri; Synbranchiformes; Synbranchidae. Gene Ontology annotation, cellular component: LUBAC complex. The transcript is spliced from 24 exons. Gene Ontology annotation, molecular function: ubiquitin protein ligase activity; zinc ion binding; K48-linked polyubiquitin modification-dependent protein binding.
AUUUUAUUUUGAAAAGUGAACAGGAAGAAAAGCCGGAAGUGUCCAUUUAGAUUUCCGCAUUUAAACGUAGUUUCACAGGCGCAAUAGCAAAGUCACUGUAAAUAAGAAUCUAACCACUAAUGUGAAUUAUAAACACGAUAUUUUUUUUUAGCAAUGACAGUACAGACCUUUCCCUCGGUAUAACGGAGGAUGAAAUAACCGAUAAAAGGAACGUUAAGUCGUGAGCAAGAACGGAGUGAUGAGCAGUAGCCCUGCGUCUGUCGAGAUGGAUGAGGUGAGGAAGAGGGCCCAGUCCCUGCUCUCCUCCUCAGGUUCAGCACAGGAUGUGAAGGCUGAUGUUCAGACCAUGGCCGCCAUCACCGUGCCUCUGUCAGAGAAAUAUCAUCAACUGGAGGUGGAGACCAUGCUGAGGGACAACACGGCGGGUUGCAACAGACAGGAGGUUCUUGAGUCUUUGAGUAGACUGGUCAAGGCCUUGAGUAUCCUGGAGAAGUAUGGCUGCAACCUGACCAGUCCCACCAGGCCCAGAUACUGGAGGAGUGUCAAGCACAACAACCCAAUCUUCAGAAACACUGUGGAUGCCAUCAAGGGAAGCCGGAGAGUCUUGUAUCUCUAUGGUUACACCAAUCAGCAGAUUGACGGCCUCAGCUUCCCAGAGGAAGUCAGCGAACCAGACACUAACAAGGUCGCUGCAGUGACGCUGGAGGUCAUGACUUUGCGCACGGAGGUGGACAUGCUUGUGAAGGGCACACAUCCUCACCUAGAAAACUUCAAAGAUAUCAUCCCAUUUGUCAUCCAGCAGGAUACACUGGUGAGUGACUCUGUGGUUAUCACGCCUGGAGAGGAGCAGCAUGGAGACAAACCACAGGUUUUGUCUCCCUCACCUAAGCCAGCUCAGGGAGACAAACCACAGGUUUUGUCUCCCUCACCUAAGCCAGCUCAGGGAGACAAACCACAGGUUGUGUCUCCCUCACCUAAGCCAGCUCAGGGCCCUGGGCUUGGCCUAUCCCCAAAACCAUUAACAGCAAGCAAAUGUAAUUUGUGUGGUGGCAUUUCAUCUCUGGUGUGUCCAUCCUGUAACAAUCAGCCAUUCUGUGAUGCAUGUGAUGACCUUUUCCACCGCCACCCUGCCAGAUCCAAUCACAAGAGAGACAAGAUACAGAAAACCAAACAGGACACUUGCAGCAUCUGUGGGUUCUCUGCUGUGCACGCUCAGUGCUCCACUUGCACCCAGAGGUUGUGUCUGAACUGCGACCGGCUCUUCCACUCUCACCCUGAUCGCAAAGCACAUAACAGAAUUAUUCUUACACCGGCCAAAACAUCCAGUCCAUCUCUGUCACCCUGGGAGUGUGCUCAUUGUACCACAGUGAACGAGAUGCGAGCUGUUCUCUGCUCCACCUGUGAACGGCCUCGACUUGCCACGCCUGCUUCCACUGUUCAAGAAAGCCCCACGUCACUUCCAACAUCCCCAAACACAGAGUGGCAGUGCAAGAGCUGCACAGUUAUGAAUCAAGGCAGCAGUGUCCUCUGUGAGGUGUGUGAGCGCCCCCGUCUGGCCACUCGCCCAACUGUCACACCUGUGCUGUGCAGCCCAGGAUCUGACACUGAAUCGAAGUGGACCUGCCAGUUCUGCACCUUUGUAAACAUCAAGCCCACUGUGGUGUGUGAAAUGUGCAACUUGUCCUGUAAAGACUCUGCUGGUGAUUGUCAGCCCCAGCCUCUCCAGCCGCAGCCUGGUGAGAAGCCAAAGCCGAAGCCCAGAGUCAACCAGCAGCUGAAGAGACAGAAGACGAUGAGGGAAGAUGGACUCACCCUCAUCCAGCAGAUAAGAGAAGCAGAAAAGCGUGGGGUCAGCCCAGAGGAGGUGUAUGCAGCCCUGUGCAUGUGCAGCGGAAGCGACAUCAACCCCUGUGAUUGGCUGACAUCAGAGCUGCCUCAUCUCCUGGACGAGAUCUGCGCCAUGGCAGCCUCUGUGCAGCUAAACUACAAAGCAGAGGAUUCUGGGACAGAGAGAGAUGGGGAGGAGUCAGAGCUGAGCUGCCCAAACUCCACAGGUGAAGGUGUGAAGCUGUCCAGAGCUGAGGCCAAGCUGGCCUGGUUGGCAGCAGGAGGAGACACCGACAGAGCAGUGAGACAGCUGCUGAGAGACCGACAGGUCAAGAUGAAGGAACUUCACUCUCUGGGUUUCUGUGACGUGGCACAGUGUGAGGAGGCCUUGCGGCUGAGCGGAGGUGAGGUGAAAGGUGCUUUGUCUCUGCUUCAGCGGCCUCUCCUUGAGCCCUUCCACCAGCGGAUCUGGACCGACCAGCCCGAGCCUCCGAUUGAUCCCAAACACCCAGACAAACAGAGGAUGUGCAGGCGUCUGCUGGCGUUGUACGAACUGCCCAGCUGGGGGCGCUGUGAGCUCGUGUUGUCUUUGCUCCAGGAGCCAGGUGUCAACUACUCCCUGGAGGAUGUAGUGCAAGCUGUGAAGGAGUCGCAUGACAAAGACUUCAUCAGGCGUCUGCUCAACAACGAGUGUCCCUGCUGUCUGUCCAUCUUCCCCCACAGCAAGAUGCAGUCUCUGACCUCCUGUCAGUGCUCAGUGUGCCACGAGUGCUUUGGGCAGCACUUCACUAUCGCCGUGAGGGACAAACACAUCAGAGAUAUGGUCUGUCCCGUGUGCGGUGAGCCAGACAUCAACGACCCUGAACAGCUGGACAGCUACUUCUCCACACUGGACAUACAGCUGCGGACCUGCCUGGAGCUGGAUGUGUUGGAGCUCUUUCACAAAAAGCUGACUGAACAUGCUCUGAUGAAAGACCCAAAGUUCCUGUGGUGCUGUCAUUGCACCUCUGGGUUUAUCAAUGACGGAGACCAGCUGAAGGUCACAUGCCCGUCUUGCAGGAAAACUUUCUGUGCUCAGUGCAAGAAACCUUGGGAGGCUCAGCACCAGGAUCUGUCCUGCGAGCAGUUCCAGCAGUGGAAGAGGGAGAACGACCCAGAAUACCAGCGGCAGGGCCUGGCUGGCUACCUGAGAGACAAUGGCAUCACCUGUCCUCACUGCAGGUUCCAGUACGCACUGGCGAAAGGUGGCUGCAUGCACUUCAGCUGCUCCCAAUGCAGGUACCAGUUCUGCAGCGGCUGCAACAACCCCUACCACAAGACAGGAUGCAAGACACCCCAGUGCGUUUGCCCUGGGAUGCAUGCACAUCACCCCCGUGACUGUCUCUUCUAUCUCAGAGACUGGGAGCCAGCCAAACUACAGGCUCUGCUGCAAAGGAAUGGUGUGGAGUUCAACACAGAUCCUUCCAAUGGAACUCAAACUGAGGCUUGCGUUGUGAUGGAGCAGAAAGAUGGAGGUCAGCAGAUUGACUCACCAUGUGGCAUCGCAACACAGCCAGGACAAGCUGGACUCUGCGACAAGCACUACAGGGAGUACCUGGUCAGUUUGAUAAACGCUCACUCUCUGGACCCGGCUCCGCUGUACGAAGCCAAAGACCUUAUUCGAGCCUGUGAGAGAUACCAGGUGGACGUGCAGCGAGGAGACAACGAGGAUGAUAACGCUUACCAUGCUCGGCUACUCAAGAAACUGAUGGAGGUUCCUCUUGGAGAAAAGGUUCCUCGGAACAAACAGAGUCUUUAACUUCACUGGCCUCAAAGAGGAAACAUCUUCAAAAACAUUGACUGUGCACUUGUACAAGGAUUUGGGUUUUGGGCGAGCAUGCUGAAUGAUGAGAGGCUGAUCCAGUUAUCUCCAGCCUUUCAUGCUUCUAACUCAGCCAAAUGCCAACUUGACAAACACCUCAGAAUUUUUGUGCUGCUUUGUCACAAUAUCCAUAAAGAUGUUUAUUCUCUGUAGUUAUCAUUGUUAAGUUAAUCUUUCCCUGUUGAACAUAAAGAUUACCUGGUUUCAGUAUAGAGCAAAUAAUUUUUCUGAUGUUUGUGCGUCUUCAAAUCACACCGAUUCGUACUUUAAUAAAGCUUUAAAAGGAAUUUAUUUGUGGUAUGAAGCUGAAUCUUGUAGGAAUCCAACAGUCUGAGGAUUUACCUCUUGCACCUGAAUCCUCUUUUUGGAGUUCUACAUCAGAACGAAGUGAUAAUCAGCUAAAUUACAUUGUUUAAAUAACCAAAAAGUUCAUAUUUGAUGUUUGAAGGGUAAAAGGUUUAAGAUUGUCAAAUUGUUUAUAUUUGCUUCCUAUAUGAUGCAUGGAUGAAUCAGACUCAAUAAAAAUAAUUAUUUUCAAGUGUGCAUUUGUUGGUUCUUAUAGACCAAAUCCCUGAUAGUUUUGCCUUUCCAAAUAAUGUUACAUCACUAAAUGCAGUCGCAGAGGAGUUUCUGUUGUUCCAUCUAUCUAGGUAUACCCUCAAUAAGGAGUAGUGGGGGAAAGUAACUACUUUCACUACAUUAGGGUACUUGUGAUGUUCUUGUGAAUUUUCAUUUUCUGCUGCUUUACUUCUACUCCACUACAGUUACCUGGCACCUGUUAGUACCAAUUAAAUACAAGG